AUGGUGAAGGGACGUAACAACAAAGGCGGCAAAAAGGCUGGCAACAAUGCGCUUGAAGAGGAAGGGUUGGACGCACCUGACCUACCCGUGAAGGACUCCACUGGUGCGGGAAAGUCGCCAACAAGGUCCACGGCGGACACGGUGGUCGGGCCUUUUGAAGCCCUACUUGACCUGCAGAAUGACAACGGGUCUGCUGAGGAAGCGGGAGGAAAGAACGCUGAGGAGGAAGGAGCUGAGGCGGUGAAGUCUACGCAGCCUGCUAUGGAAGGGUCGUCCAAGGAGGAUGUGGAAAAAGAGGACAACGACUCAGAGAAUGAGGAAGAUGCAUCGGAGCCAGCACAUGAUGAGGAGGAUGAUGGCUACCUGUCUGAUGACUCCGAUGAGCACCUGGAACCUGAUUCGCUCAGCAGUGUUAUUGCUUUAAAACGUUUCUCGCUAACGCUGCUGGUACCGAUUCUCAGGAAAGCUGAAGUCACACGUGCUGCGGUAACAGUAGCGGCACUGCUGGAUGAAUGGAAGGAGAAUCUGACAUCAGAAGUACUGCAGACAACAACAUACCAGGAGCUGACGGCGACUUACUUUUCGGGAACUCGAUAUGGUCGGCUCCAGGUCACCUUCAACAAUGUGCGUGACGCGAACUUCGUAUGGAGCCAAGCCAUCCGUCAUGAAUGUGCCAAUGGCGACUUCAUCGACCUCACCUGGAUGUAUCCGGAAGAUGCGCGCUUCCUGCGAGAACGGAUCCUGAACCCCACGGCGAAGGAGAUUGUGAUCAAAGGCGUACCGGCGGACAUCACGGCGGAGCUGAUUAGCCUAAAGGCGCACGCCAGGGAGGAGCGGAAAAGAAUUGGGAGAACGAUUACACACCUGGAGGACAGGGUGGCUGCGCUACGACAGGAAUUUAUGGCUGACACCCGGCUUGUGGAUAAGUACGAAGAGCUGGUGAAGUUCAAGGCACAACUGAAAGCAUACAGAGACAGCCAGAGGAAACGGAAGCAGACGAUGGCGGGAGUGGGUGAAGAGUUAGAAGGAGAAAUCGCGACAAAGGUCCUGAUAGGGAGGAUCAAGUCGAGAAGAACAAAAACUGUGAUCAAGGAGGUCGUGUACGAAGGGCGAACCUUUGAGGGAGAAAGAGAGGUGCUGACGACGGCAUCAGACUUCUUCUCCAAACUAUUUCGGGAAAAAGGACAGACUGCGGAGGCGGAAGAGUGGGCAAUGGAUCCUAGGAAAGUGCUGAACAAGGAAGGGGCGGAGCGACUGGCAGCUCCGUGGUCGGAAGGGGAGGUUAUGAAGGCGAUCAAGGAACUCCCAAGAGGCAAAGCGCCAGGAGCGGAUGGGUUGCCGAAGGAAUUUCUGGAAGAUAAUUGGGACCUGCUGGGGGAGGUCGUGAUGGACUUCAUGCGGGAGUUUGAGGCAACCGCAACGAUGCCGGAAAGUUUCUCGACCGCGGUGACGAUCCUGCUUCACAAAAAAGGAGAGAAAACGGAUCUGGGAAACUAUCGUCCUAUCACACUCCUGGGCGCGGUAUACAAAGUCUUUGCGAAGCUGCUGGCGAACAGGAUGAAAAAGGAGUUACCACAAGUCAUCUCUGAAAAUCAGUUUGGCUUCGUUCCGGGCAGGAGACUGGCGGACGCAGUAAAGGUCAUAGCAGACACAGUGGACACGGCAAUACUGGGGAGGGAAGACUGGUACCUGCUACUCGUCGACUUUCAAAAAGCAUACGAUUCAGUGUCACGUACCUUCCUUUUCCGCACACUGGAGCGCAUGGGCUUCCCGAAAGCCUUCGUGGAAUGGACCAAAGGCCUUCAUGAUCACGCGUCAACACAGCUUCUGGUCAACGGGUGGCUGGGAGAAAAGGUAGCGGUGGAGUCGGGAGUACGUCAAGGUUGCCCACUCGCGCCUUAUCUGUUCAUCUGUGCAGCAGAACCGCUGAGUCAGGAAGCGAAAAGGAGAAAACUCGGCUUGCGGAAAAGAGGGAAAGGGGAACUGGCUUACCUGGGGUACGCCAACGACACGACGCUCAUUCUUCAGGGGAAAGAGCAGCUUGGGAAGGCGAGUAAACUGCUGGAGGAUUUUAGUGUAAGGUCGGGGCUGAAGGUCAACCAAGGAAAAUCGACUGUGAUGCCGUUAGGGAAGAACAGGAUGCUCCCGCCUCACACUGACUCGAGCUUCUGCUGGGCGGAGAGGGGGAAACCGGAAAGGCUCUUAGGCAUUUGGAUCACAUCGGAUGGCAACGCGGAACCAAUAUGGGAUAAAGCACUGGUCCGGGUCAACACAAUACUCCGAAACUGGGAGAAGCUUCACUUAUCCACGACGGCGAGGGUGACAGUCUUGAACGCAUAUGUGAUGCCGGUGGUUCUCUUCCAAGCGCAGAUAUAUCAGCCGCCAAAGCAGAUUUGGAAGAAGAUCUCGAAGCUGUGCCACAACUUUAUCUCGAAAGGCUGUGCGGAUGAAGAAAGACACUUCAUCCUCUGGAGUGAGUUCCUGGCGCACCUGGAGAGAAAGGAGGGAGGACUUGGGGUGAUCAGUCCAACGGACAGAGUCAACGGACAAGCGUUAUGGAACCUGGGUGCAGCCCUGUUGGAGGAGAACCCAAUGAAACAGUGGCUGAUGGAGAGGGCGGCGAAUAUGCCGCUGGGCUGGGCAACUCUGCUGGCACACAAAGCCAUCCUGACAGAGUGGAAAUGCGGCAGUGAACGCUGGAGGUCUCUGGUGCCGCUGAUAUGGGAGAAAAAACUGCCGAAGCUGGCGGAACCUGCGAACAGAUGGGAGAUGGAACAAGAACAGUUAUGGCUCAGCAACUGGAUUAAGUAUAAAGGGGACAGCCCAUUCGGAAGACAAAAGGGCUCAGAGUGCCUGAAAGGCCUGAAAGUGGGAGACUUACUUCAAGAGGAAUACGACGGAGGAUGGAAGGUGAAGGACCUCUGGACCCUGACCAAACAGACGGGUCGAUCGUCCACUGCGAGGUGGGCACUCGCAGCGUGGAAGGCAGUACCGGAAACCUGGAAGCAGAAACUACUAUCGAAGGUGUCGGCGGCGGAAAUUACCAAGACUACCACACUGGUUAAGGUAGGGAGAGCGGAGACAGGGCAUCAGAGCUACCUCCAAGUGGCGCUGACUGAGAAAGAGGAGCUGAGUUGCGAGAGGGUGGGAGUGAGUGAUAAAGGAAGAAUAAUACAUCUGGGUGCAGCAGCUCAGCCGCCGACGAGACUCAGCAUGCUGACCCCGAUGGUGACCAGCGGGGGCUAUGUACUGGGGCAGGCGGGGGUCCCGCUAACACGACUACGGGCCUCUUUUCUAUGUACUGAAGACAAGCCGACGGCGCAAAGGAAGCUGAGACACCUGCUCAAGAAGCCGUCACAACAACCUAAGCAGCAGAAGAAGUGGGAAGAGAGCUGGGGAGGGCCUAUCAACUGGAAGAAAGCUAUUGCAAAGAGGGACUCACUCGCAACCCCAGCCAAGGCAAGGGAGGUACUGCUGAGGCUGCACAGCCACAACCUGCAAGUGGACAGCAGGCUGGCCUUCUUUGGCUCGCGUGCAUGCUGCCCGCACUGCAGUCAAGAGGAAUCGGCCACACACUGCCUGCUGAGCUGCCCGGUCGUGAAGGGGAUUAGUGGUGCACUGCAAGACUCACUCCGUCUGAUAAACCCUUCAAGGGCGGUGGGAACACUGGAGGAGCUGCUUUUUGCAGAGGACAGCACGGCCUCUGGUUUUCUGGAGUCCACACUUAUCGCGAUAACUUUUAGACACAUCUGGCUAGAAAGGUGUGAUGCGGUCUUCAGGAAGGAAAGUUUUGAACCCAAGCGAGUAGCCCGGAAGAUAGGGGCGAACUUCAGAAGACAUGUGCGGAUCUACAGUGAAGGAGCUGGGGGCAAAGGAGGGCAGAAGAGAAGUGGGGGUGGAGGUGGAUGGACAAGACUGACAACUGGCGAGGCAUCGGCCUUGAGUCGCGACUUAGACCCGGUCUACAUAGUCCGCCUUAAAGACCCACCCGUCGCCGCAUAUUCCGGCGGAAUCGGCGGGUACCCGACCACCGCGCCCGCCACCACCGCCGCGAACGCGCUCGGAAACCUAGCGAAAUCGGCGAAGAACGCCGCAAAGCAGUUUUGGAAAAGACGGGCGAAGCUGAACGUGCGCGCGCCGAGCGUGAAGGCGUUUGUGAAGUUUCUGAAGAACCAGCAGAAGAAGAUCGCGCAGGACGCGGGCGUCGCCGCUAACAAGCUCAUCCACAGCUACACGCACGUGGAGAACGGGUUCGCGGCGGUGCUCUCGCCGAAGCAGGUCCGCGGUCUACAGAACCACCCGGACGUGGCGGCCGUCACGCAGAGCGUGCGCCUGGCGCCCUCCACCACGCACUCCCCGCAGUUCCUGCGCCUUCCGCAGACUCUCUGGAAGUCCGCGGGCGGGGAGGCAUCUGCGGGGGAGGACGUGGUGAUCGGCGUGGUCGACACGGGGAUCUGGCCCGAGCACGCGUCGUUCGCCAACACGGCCGCAAACCCGUACGGCGACCCUCCGAAGACGUUCACGGGGGAGUGCGAGCCGACGCCCGACUUCCCCCGGACGAAGUGCAAUGGCAAGCUGGUGGGCGCGCGCUAUUUCAAUGCCGCCUUCUACAAGCAAACCAAGGGAAAGAUUGACACCACCGAGGAUUACUCGUCUGCCCGCGAUUCGAACGGCCAUGGCACGUGGUGCGCUAGUGCGGCGGCGGGCAACAAGGGAGUGCUCCUAGACGGCGACUUCACGAUAAGCGGCAUGGCGCCGCGUGCGCGUCUGGCAGCAUACAAGGUCUUUUGGCGGAACAGCGACGGCGACUCGUGGGCCAACUCCGCAGACGUCAAUGCAGCCAUUGAUUCCGCUGUGAUGGACGGUGUGGAUGUGAUCAGCCUGUCGCUCGGAGGCGUGAACCCCACUGGAACUUACUUUGAUGACAUGGCAUCCCUCAACGCACUCGCCGCGGGCGUGGUGGUGGCAUUUGCAGCGGGCAAUGCGGGCAGUGUGCAUCCGGCUAAGGGAGAGUACCGCCUGAUUGACAACUUCGCACCGUGGUACCUCAACGUGGGAGCCAGGUAA
This is a messenger RNA of Closterium sp. NIES-65, 5067 nucleotides long. The record is from the annotation of a GenBank genome assembly. Lineage: Eukaryota; Viridiplantae; Streptophyta; Zygnematophyceae; Desmidiales; Closteriaceae.